AAUGCUCUACAAGCAAGGGAGUGAGAAAACCAUAAAUAAAUAAAUAAAAAUAAAAAUAAACCAAGUGUGAAGUUGUGUUUCUGUGUGCAUUCUGUUAUUAGUUAGUACAAAAUGAAGAUUUUGAAAUUGGGCUCCCUAGUGAUUUUGGUGAUGAGUUUGGCAGUUAAAGCCCAACUGAAGAGUGGGUUUUAUUCAACUUCAUGUCCAACAGCUGAGGCCAUCGUACGGUCCACAGUUGUAUCUUACUUCAAGAAAGAUCCAACCAUUGCUCCUGGGCUGCUCAGGCUUCAUUUCCAUGAUUGCUUUGUCCAAGGAUGCGAUGGUUCAAUAUUGAUUGCAGGGUCUAGUGCAGAGAGGAAUGCAUUGGCAAACAUUGGUCUAAGAGGUUUUGAAGUGAUAGAUGAUGCAAAAUCACAGAUAGAAGCCAUAUGUCCUGGAGUUGUUUCAUGUGCUGACAUCCUAGCAUUGGCAGCUCGUGAUGCUGUCGAUUUGAGUGAUGGCCCAAGUUGGGCAGCACCCACAGGAAGAAGAGAUGGAAGAAUUUCUUUAUUAUCGCAAGCCUCUAACUUGCCUUCUCCACUCGACCCAGUUUCUAUCCAAAGACAAAAAUUUGCUGCCAAAGGUCUAGAUGAUCAUGACCUUGUUACCUUAGUUGGUGCACAUACCAUAGGUCAAACAGAUUGCAGAUUCUUUAGUUAUCGUCUAUACAAUUUUACCACCACUGGCAAUGCUGAUCCAACUAUAAACCAAGCUUUCUUAGCUCAACUUCAAGUAAUAUGUCCAAAAAAUGGAGAUGGUUUGAGAAAGGUUGCUUUGGACAAAGAUAGUCCAGCCAAAUUUGAUGUUAGUUUCUUCAAAAAUGUACGUGAUGGUAAUGGGAUUCUAGAGUCAGACCAAAGGUUAUGGGAUGAUUCUGCUACAAGAAGGGUGGUGCAAAAUUAUGGUGGAAAUUUUAGAGGGUUAUUGGGUUUUAGAUUUGAUUUUGAAUUUCCUAAGGCUAUGAUUAAAUUGAGUAGUGUAGAGGUGAAGACUGGUCUUGAUGGAGAGAUUAGAAAAGUGUGCUCUAAAUUUAAUUGAUCGUUUGUAUCACCAAUCAAGUGUGUUUCUACGUAGUAAUGCAAAUGUGAAAUAAAAAAUAUAUAUUAUAGGUAAAAUCACAUUCAAUAACUUUUGUCAGCAUUUAACUGUGUUUGUGUUUGAUUUCUAAGUUUAGCUGCAAUAGACAAAUUGUAAUGCAAAUGUGAAAUAAAUAAAUAUAUUAUAUUUAUAGUA
Messenger RNA from Cicer arietinum (chickpea), 1272 nucleotides. Its product is annotated as peroxidase 25. Gene Ontology annotation, molecular function: peroxidase activity; heme binding. Gene Ontology annotation, biological process: hydrogen peroxide catabolic process; response to oxidative stress. The record is from RefSeq and is a predicted model, not a curated record. NCBI's taxonomy places the organism in Eukaryota, Viridiplantae, Streptophyta, Magnoliopsida, Fabales, Fabaceae.